GCGGGCUUCCGGCGAGGCCCGGCAGGCACCGAGGAGGAAGAGCGACUCCGGACGGCGCUCGGCGGCCGAGUGAGGGUGCAGGCCAGGAUGACGAGCUCCGGCGCGCUGUUCCCGAGCCUGGUGCCCGGCUCCCGCGGCUCCUCCAGCAAGUACCUGGUGGAGUUCCGCGCGGGGAAGAUGUCGCUCAAGGGGACCACCGUGACCCCCGACAAGCGGAAGGGGCUGGUGUACAUCCAGCAGACGGACGACUCGCUCAUCCACUUCUGCUGGAAGGACCGCACGUCGGGCAGCGUGGAGGACGACCUCAUCAUCUUCCCCGACGACUGCGAGUUCAAGCGCGUGCCGCAGUGCCCGAGCGGGCGCGUCUACGUGCUCAAGUUCAAGGCCGGCUCCAAGCGCCUGUUCUUCUGGAUGCAGGAGCCCAAGGCGGACCAGGACGAGGAGCACUGCCGGAAGGUGAACGAGUGCCUCAACAACCCCCCGCUGCCCGGGGCGCUGGGCGCGAGCGGGGGCAGCGGCCACGAGCUCUCGGCCCUGGGCGGUGAGGGCGGCCUGCAGAGCCUGCUGGGGAACAUGAGCCACAGCCAGCUCAUGCAGCUCAUCGGACCGGCCGGCCUCGGAGGGCUGGGGGGGCUCGGGGCCCUGACCGGGCCAGGCCUGGCCAGCUUACUGGGGAGCGGAGGUCCUCCAGCCAGCAGCUCCUCGUCCAGCUCCCGGAGCCAGUCGGCAGCGGCCACACCAUCCUCCACCGCCUCCUCCGCCCGCGCCACCCCGGCCCCCUCAGCGCCAGCAGCCGCUGCCGUGACGAGCCCCAGCCCCGCGCCCAGCUCAGCUGACGGAGCCAGCACGGCGGCCAGCCCGGCCCAGCCCAUCCAGCUGAGCGACCUGCAGAGCAUCCUGGCCACGAUGAGCGUGCCGGCCGCGCCCGGGGCCAGCCAGCAAGUGGACCUGGCCAGCGUGCUGACGCCGGAGAUCAUGGCGCCCAUCCUGGCCAACGCGGACGUACAGGAGCGCCUGCUGCCCUACCUGCCCUCCGGGGAGUCCCUGCCGCAGAGCGCCGACGAGAUCCAGAACACACUGACCUCGCCACAGUUCCAGCAGGCCCUGGGCAUGUUCAGUGCAGCCUUGGCCUCGGGCCAGCUGGGCCCCCUCAUGUGUCAGUUUGGGCUGCCCGCAGAGGCCGUGGAGGCCGCCAACAAGGGCGAUGUGGAAGCGUUUGCCAAAGCGAUGCAGAACAGUGCCAAGUCGGAGCCGAAGGAGGGCGACGCGAAAGACAAGAAAGACGAGGAGGAGGACAUGAGCCUGGACUAAGUUAUUGCCGUCUGCGGGACCUGGGCCCCCGGCCGGGGCUCGGGCAGACCCCACCCUUCCCCACCCACUCAGAAAUAAAGCCUUUUCUUGGAUCUGCCAAGUCGGGCUUCCCUGUG
This is a messenger RNA of Lepus europaeus (European hare), 1427 nucleotides long. It is a transcript of the gene ADRM1, whose product is annotated as ADRM1 26S proteasome ubiquitin receptor. The transcript has 10 exons. Gene Ontology annotation, biological process: ubiquitin-dependent protein catabolic process. Gene Ontology annotation, molecular function: endopeptidase activator activity; ubiquitin binding; proteasome binding. The record is from RefSeq and is a predicted model, not a curated record. Gene Ontology annotation, cellular component: nucleus; cytoplasm; proteasome regulatory particle, lid subcomplex. The coding region runs from base 88 to 1311 and encodes 407 amino acids. Lineage: Eukaryota; Metazoa; Chordata; Mammalia; Lagomorpha; Leporidae.